AUGCCUACCCUGGACGAGAUCUUAGCCGGCUCCGCCUCGGUCCCACGUGAUGAGAAGUCAGUCACCUCCCCGACAGUCUCGGAUCGCGAAGUUGAUGACGUGACAUCGGUCCCGCCUCCUCAACCGGCUGCGCUAACUAUUGAAUCCGCUGGAGUCGCUACGGGAAGCAACGUCCCGACAUCUGCCGAGCUUGCCCUGGAGGCCUUCCUCGAGGAAAGAAGAGAUGCUGUCAGCCGCUUCCAGCCGCAGCCAUACCGUCCUCCCAGCCCAUCCGCUCAAGUUCCAGUCAUCCAGGCCUCCGAAACUCCACUGUCUCUGCCCCAGGAUGUCGCCCAAAACUCGGUCACUCUCCUAGACCCGACCGGCGACGAAGACAACUACAACUCUGCCCCUCCCCAGGGCCGUAAUGGUGACUGCCUAAACCUCCACCUACCGUUCGUCCAUGAGUUGUCAUGCUGUGAGAGGGGCUGUACCCGCAGCUUUUACUCCCCGUCUUGGACUACAAUCAGAAGAUCGUUAAUACGUCAUUUGUCCUUAGACCACGAUAUCGAGAUCGCCUCUACUGCCAUCUGGUGCUCGUUUUGCCACGCAAGGACUACAGACAGACCCUCAAGCCAUUCCUGCCUGGCUGAUCUCCCUUUGGUAGUACCGCCUGCUGUUGACCACCCCUUUAAGUGCGGAGAAUGCAAUUUCUCAACGACGUCGAAGCGUGGGUUGCGAAACCAUUUGAAUAACCACCGGAGGAAAAGAGCCAAGGAUGCCGCGCCGGCCCUGUCAGUCGCAAAUUCUUCUCAGCCGCGAACAACCAGGACUCUCCCUUCCACUGUUCCUGCCGAUUCGUCGAACUCUGCGCCCUCCGCCCCUGCCGUUCCGAUGGACUCUGCUCCCCCCGUGGAAGAAUCUUCUCUGCCAUCGCCUCCCACCCCGCAUGCUACAGAGGAAGAUUUCCAGUCAGGCCAAGCUCUGGAGCCUGCCAGUCCUGUUCCCGCCACCCAUUCUCAAGCCGCCCCUUCCAGCCUCACCUCGACGGAAAGCGUCAGCUCUCAGUUCCCCCCCUCAAGCGGUAGUGAAGGUCUUGAAGACGUCUUCGAUGCUCCGUCCAGUGCGACUAAUUCCGAAGUCUCGACCUCCCAACGCCCUGACCAUGACGUCCAGGUUGACGACUCACCACUAGGAGAAUUCCUCCCGGUCCUAUCUUCACUGCGUGAGCGGCCCUCUGCCUCCUCCUUCCAGGAGUUCUCGGAUGUCAUGGAGCGGAUUGUAGAAAAGGUGCAAGUCCUCGUGAAGCUUCCAGCUCCGUCUACCUCCUCCAGUAGCCAGCGUCGUCGCCCUGAUGUUGAAGACGCAAGAUCUCUCCAAAAGCUCUACCGGAGAAACCGUCGUCGUGCUAUCCGGCUCAUCACGCAAGGCGAAGGGAACACUUGCUCCAUUCCCCCUGAUGUCCUGGUAAAGUUUUAUGAGGAAAACUGGUCGCCCCGUGAGUGUGACGAGAGCUUCUUUCCUUCGUCCAAUUCCUUCUCUGAAGAUCCCUUGUCCGACCUGUUCGCUGUGGCAGAAGUGAAAAAGGCUCUGAGGAAUGCGGAGAACUCUGCGCCAGGUCCAGAUCGCCUAACGUACCAACACUGGAAGAGUGCUGACCCAGACGCAGUCGUCCUGACUGAGAUCUUCAACACCUGCCUUCGUCUCGGCCGGAUCCCGACGUGCUGGAAGGAUUCUACAACCAUUCUUAUCCCUAAAGGUGGAGAUGCCGCAGACCCGCGGAACUGGAGGCCUAUAGCCCUGUCCCAGACAUCGUACAAGUUGUUCACUAAGUGCAUCACGGCUCGCCUGACCUCCUGGUGCGCCUCGAAUGAAGUCCUUUCGCCGUGCCAAAAAGGUUUCACCCCCCAUGACGGGGUCCUUGAUCACAACUUUGUUCUGGAAAGUAGUCUGUCAAGGGCACGUAGGGCAAAGUCUGAACUUUGCGUGGCUUGGUUGGAUGUGUCCAACGCGUUCGGCUCCCUAUCCCACAAUGCCAUCUUCAAAGCAGUUGAAGCAAGCGGCGCUGGGCCUACUCUCUUGCGUCUGGUGAAGGACAUCUACUCCGACUGCUCAACGAGAUUCCUCUCUACUGAAGGCGUGACUGAUGCCGUGCGGAUUUCCGCGGGGGUUAAACAGGGCUGUCCCCUCAGCGGCAUGCUCUUCAACCUUGCCCUGGACCCAGCCAUCCGUCGGAUUCAAGGUGAUUGCAGCUCCCACCGCAUUUUGGCCUUUGCCGAUGAUCUGGUUCUGCUGGAUGAGGAUCCUGCCCGUCUACAAGCUUCACUCUCGUCGCUUAGUGAGGACCUGAAGAAGAUUGGCCUCCAACUCAGCGUGGGCAAGUCAGCGACCUUGCACUUCUCUGGUGCUACGCCUGUCGGUGCGAGGGCAACUGCCUUUAAACUGGACAACCAGCCUAUCAGGAGCCUUAAGGAAAGCGAUUUCCAGCAUUUUUUGGGGAAACCCGUUGGUUUCAACUUGGUGCCGGACUUUUCCUCCCUCAACGAAGCCAUCAACAUCGGCCAGAAAAUCUGCUCCUCCAAGCUUGCCCCUUGGCAGCGCAUCGACGCCAUGAAAUCCUUCUUCUUCCCGUCCUUGCAGUUUGCCAUGAGAAUGGGCACGUUCCCAAAAGAAGCCUGGACCAAGAUCGACCAGCACUUCAGGAAACCCCUCAAGGACACCCUCAGCCUCCCGUCCCGGGCCUCCAAUGAUUACCUGUAUGGCCACAGGAAGUCUGGCUGUCUAGGAAUCCCCCUACUCGCCGAGGACUCGGACUUGCAUCUGGUAGAUUCGGCAUUUAAAUUGCUGACCUCCCUCGACUCUGCCGUUGCCGACCUUGCGCUCCAGGACCUGAAGGAUGCCGUCCAAAAAAGAGCCCGUUCUCCUCCAACCCUUGAGCUCCUUGGAGAAUACCUUUCAGGUUCAAUGGAUGGUCCUUUCCGGAAAACGUCUAACGACGUCUCGAACCUCUGGGCAAGGACUCGCUGUGCAUCGCGUCGCAUCGGAAUCACCUGGUCGUUCCCAGAUGGAGUUCCAGAGAUCACUUUCCGUGGAUCAACCUUGAGGAAGCUUGACCGCAGAAGGGUCCUCAAAGUCACCAGAGAUAUGACCCGCAAGGAACAUGCAGCGAAGCUUCUCGCCUGUCCCAACCAGGGUAAAGUUCUGGAGUGUGUGGCCGCAUCUCCAGCCAGCUCCCACUUCUUCCCCAAUGGAGCCUACACCAGGUUCGCGGAUUGGAGAUUUGUCCACCGUGCCCGGCUGAACCUGCUGCCCUUAAAUGCUGCAAAGCCAUGGAAGCGAGGAGCUGACUCCGGCUGCAGAAGGUGCCCUGGGACUCAGGAAACACUUCCGCACGUCCUGGAGCACUGCAUGAGGAACAGCGCGGCCUACCAAAGGAGACACAACGCCAUCGUCGACCGCAUCAAGAAGGCUGCCGCCACAAGAUUCACCAUCCUUGGCGAGAACCAGCAAGUGGACCCCUCCAAUCUUCGCCCGGACCUGGUCCUUCAGAAGGGCUCGACCGUUCUCAUCUUAGAUGUCACCAUCCCUUUCGAGAAUCGUCUUGCAGCUUUUGAAACUGCCCGUCAAGCCAAGCUCCAGAAGUACCAGCCCACAGCGGAAUUUUUCAAGUCUUCUUUUGCCAAUGUGCAAAUUGUUCCCGUCCUUGUCGGCGCACUGGGUACUUGGGACCCCAAAAACGACAAGUGCCUCCAAUCGCUGUGUUCUCGGUCCUACCUCAAGUUAAUGAGGAAACUCUGUGUCAGUGACACAAUCUCGUGGUCACGUGACAUCUACACGGAACACAUCACUAACGUCCGCCAGUACGGAUCUGCCGCUGCCGCUGUCACCACCGCUGCCGCUUAG
Messenger RNA from Uloborus diversus, 3882 nucleotides. RefSeq lists its product as uncharacterized. The record is from RefSeq and is a predicted model, not a curated record. The coding region runs from base 1 to 3882 and encodes 1293 amino acids. The transcript has a single exon. Lineage: Eukaryota; Metazoa; Arthropoda; Arachnida; Araneae; Uloboridae.